AUGACACCUGCCCAGUCUUCAGUCCGAGAUACGGAAGAUUUAGGGCUAAAGUCUGUCAAUAGAAGUGGAACAAACAGUCAGAAUGAAGAAGAGCAUGUGCCCACUGUUGGGCCACUGGGCUAUGCAAAUGAAAUAAUUCAACUUUUCAAACUCGCAGGACCUGUGUUCAUUUCACAACUGAUGAUCUUUCUCAUCAGUUUUGUCAGCGCGGUGUUCUGUGGUCACCUGGGGGCGAAAGAGCUCGCAAGUGUGGCGUUGGCGAUAUCGGUUAUUAACGUGACUGGGAUUUCAGUUGGCAGUGGUUUGGCAUCGGCCUGUGAUACGCUCAUAUCCCAGACUUACGGGAGUGGAAACCUAAAGCGUGUGGGAGUCAUUCUCCAAAGAGGCAUUUUGAUUCUGCUCCUGGCCUGCUUCCCCUGCUGGGCCAUCCUCAUUAACACAGAGCCCAUCCUGCUCGCUGUCAAACAAAACCCAGAGAUCGCACGGCUCUCCCAGCAUUAUGUGAAUAUCUUCAUGCCUGCUCUGCCAGCUGCUUUCAUGUACCAGCUGCAGGGAAAGUAUCUACAGAACCAGGGUAUAAUCUGGCCUCAGGUGAUUACUGGAGUCCUUGGAAAUAUUCUUAACGCAAUUAUCAACAGCAUCCUCCUCUAUGUGCUGGAUCUGGGUGUUGUUGGAUCUGCAGCAGCAAAUGCUGCCUCACAGUCAUCUUUGGCUCUGAUCUUGUACAUUUACAUCCGCUGGAAGGGGCUACACAAGGCGACGUGGUCUGGCUGGUCACUGGACUGUCUGCAGGAGUGGGGCCUGUUCACCCAGAUGGCCAUCCCCAGCAUGCUUAUGCUCUGUCUGGAGUGGUGGACUUUUGAAAUUGGAGGAUUCUUGGCUGGUGUGAUCGGUGAGAUUGAGCUCGCAGCUCAGUCAGUUGUUCAUCAGAUGGUCACUAUUGUGUUCAUGUUGCCAAUGGGUUUCACGGCAGCUGCCAGUGUGCGGGUUGGGAAUGCUCUUGGUGCUGGGAACACUGAACAGGCCAUAUUAUCUGGAAAGGUCUCCGUCAUCUGUGCACUUGCAAUCUCGUGCGUUGUUGGAAUUAUUCUUGCAUCGUGUAAGGAUGUGAUUGCUUACAUCUUUACAACAGAAGAAGAAAUUGUUCAGCGGGUUGCUGUUGUCAUGAUCAUACAAGGGUUCUUCCAUCCUGUAGAUGCCAUGGCGGCUGUGACGGGGGGAAUUUUACGAGGAGCAGGGAAACCGAGGAUUGGGGCCAUCUGCAACUUGGUGGGCUAUUACUGCAUCGGCCUUCCUAUUGGACUGUCCCUGAUGUUCGCUGCCAAAAUGGGAAUCGUCGGACUGUGGCUGGGGCUCUUAGUUUGUGUUACUCUACAAUCCACAUUCUUUAUCAUUGUCCUGUGGAAACUAGACUGGAGAAAGGCAGCUGAAGAGGCAAUGGUGAGAGCAGGAGUCCAGGACGCAGAAAGGAAAGAAGUGCUGGCAGCGAAAAACCAUGAGCUCGUCAGUACAGCUCGCAGUGAGUCCCAGGUUAGCAUCAUUUCAUCUCCUGCUCUGAGCUGCGAGGAACGGAACCUGGACCUGCAGGCGCCCGGUCCGGGCCGCGGUGAGACGGCCGCCGCUGCAGCGCCUCGGCCCCCGAGGAUCAGGCAGCUGCUGCUGCGUCGUGGCCUCACGGUGCUGGUCAUGGUGCUCAUCCUUGGCGCUGGGAUACUCACCAAGAAAAUGGACCACCUGCUGGAUGACAACUCCAGGUACAAAGACGCUGACUACUUGGAUGAGAGAUACAAGGCCGAGCACAGUUAUGACCGGUUGGACAGCUUCUCCAAAUUCCAGCACCUUCUGGAAAAACACAUCCAGUUUUGGAAACAGCAGUGUGACUCCUCAGUGUGCAUCAGUACAAUGAGCGAGAGGCACAGCAACUGCCCAGGCAUGACCUGGCAUGAGAUGGACAUGCGCCCGCUCUCCUUCCCCGAUGUGUCCUUCGAUGUCGUCCUAGAGAAGGCCACACUGGACCCCAUCAUGGUGCAAGGGAAGACGCCUUUUGAGGUGUCCCCUCAGACCGCUUGUUUUAUCCACAAGAUCCUCACAGAGGUAUUGUUAAAAAUCUGUGACAAGGGUUGA
This is a messenger RNA of Chelmon rostratus (copperband butterflyfish), 2124 nucleotides long. It is a transcript of the gene ece2a, whose product is annotated as endothelin converting enzyme 2a. Gene Ontology annotation, cellular component: membrane. The record is from RefSeq and is a predicted model, not a curated record. Gene Ontology annotation, molecular function: xenobiotic transmembrane transporter activity; antiporter activity. Gene Ontology annotation, biological process: xenobiotic detoxification by transmembrane export across the plasma membrane. NCBI's taxonomy places the organism in Eukaryota, Metazoa, Chordata, Actinopteri, Chaetodontiformes, Chaetodontidae. The transcript has 18 exons. The coding region runs from base 1 to 2124 and encodes 707 amino acids.